This is a messenger RNA of Cheilinus undulatus (humphead wrasse), 9603 nucleotides long. RefSeq names its product beta-1,3-glucuronyltransferase 2 (glucuronosyltransferase S) (gene b3gat2). Gene Ontology annotation, molecular function: galactosylgalactosylxylosylprotein 3-beta-glucuronosyltransferase activity. Gene Ontology annotation, cellular component: Golgi membrane. The coding region runs from base 287 to 1186 and encodes 299 amino acids. NCBI's taxonomy places the organism in Eukaryota, Metazoa, Chordata, Actinopteri, Labriformes, Labridae. The record is from RefSeq and is a predicted model, not a curated record. The transcript has 4 exons. Gene Ontology annotation, biological process: chondroitin sulfate proteoglycan biosynthetic process; carbohydrate metabolic process.
GAAGGAGAAAAAGCUGCGAAGAAGCACUCAAGUCCCAUCCGAGAGAAGAGAGGAGAGGAGGAGGCAGAGGAGGAGGGCUCCGGAGAAACGGUCCCGUCGGGACGGGGGAAGCAGCGGAAGGUUUAAGAGCUUAGAAUAGUUGGAAAUGGACUCGACAUGUCUGUUAGUGAUGUUUGGCUGUGAAGAAUAAGGAUUUAAAAGCAGGAUUGUGGGAGUUGCAGUCGGUCGGUGCAUCACUGUGAUGGAGUGAAAGAAAGAGAAGGCGCACUGUAACUUCAGCCUCGCCAUGAAAUCAGUGUUCUUCAGCCGCUUCUUCAUCCUGCUGCCCUGGGUCCUCAUCGUCAUCAUCAUGAUCGAUAUCGACAGUAAGAGGGCGAUCCGGGUUCCCGCGGCGGCUCGGAGCGGCAGGGCGCAGCGGUCGGCCAGGACCGGCGCACCGGGGAACCAGUCCAGCCUGCCGGUUAUCUACGCCAUCACUCCUACGUACACCCGCCCGGUGCAGAAAGCGGAGCUGACCCGGCUGGCUCACGCCUUCCGUCAGGUGCCCCGCUUCCACUGGAUCGUAGUUGAGGACUCCACGGCGCGCACGGACCUGGUGGCGCGCUUCCUGGCCCGGAGUGGAGUGCCGUUCACGCACCUUCACGUGUUCACUCCCCGCAGGUUCAAACGCGCCGGGAUGCCUCGCGCCACCGAGCAGAGGAAUGUGGCUCUCGCGUGGCUCCGGCAGCACCGGAGCAGGAGGGACCCCGGGGUGGUUUUCUUUGCGGAUGACGACAACACGUACAGCCUGGAGCUGUUCGAAGAGAUGCGUAGCACUCGAGGUGUUUCUAUUUGGCCUGUGGGAUUUGUAGGAGGCAGAGCGUAUGAGCGCCCCCUGGUGUCUGGGGGUAAAGUCGUAGGCUGGUACACCGGCUGGAGACCAGACAGACCCUUUGCUACAGACAUGGCAGGGUUUGCAGUGAACCUUCAGGUGAUCCUGACGAACCCGCGGGCGCAGUUUAAGCGUCGUGGCUCUCAGCCGGGGAUGCAGGAGUCUGAUUUCCUGAAGCAGAUCACCAAGGUGUCAGAUCUGGAGCCCAAAGCCAACAACUGCACCCGGGUGCUGGUUUGGCACACUCGCACAGAGAAACCGCACCUCGCCAAUGAGCCCAAACAUCGUAAGGACACUGUGGUCAUCGAGGUGUGAGAGUCUGAAGUGCUGGGCAGACCAUCUGAGACGCAGAAGCUGAUUGUUGUGAGCUGUCAUCUCUUGGACGGGACUGAUGGCAGCAGUACGCUGUCUCUCUUUAUCGGAUUUAUACAAUCUGUUCACGACAGACACGGACUCUGAGGAGCUGCAUGAUUCAAGACUUUGGCUGUCAGUCAAACCUGCUCUGAGAACUGGAUGGACAUGAAUAUGAUGCUUUUACAAACAAGGAUGACUGGGACUGUUUAUCCUCCCUCUGCAGCCGGAUAAUGUAAAAAAAAGAAAAAAAAAAGAAGUAUAAAUGUAUGAAACAUCGUGUUGCUGGAUUGAAAAGCUGCCAUGUGAAUCAUUACCUUCAUGUUGAAUCAAAUUAACUGUGAAACUGGAAUAAUCAGCACACAAGUCUGUGGAUCAGAGAAAUCAGUGUUGUGAUGUUUUACAUCAAUGCAUUUCAGGGUAAAUCCUGUGCUUUUUUGGGUUUAUUUCUUACUCAUUUUAGAGUCGCACUGAUUGGUACGAAAAGGUCUUAAAUUCUCCCCUACAGAGCUUCAGACAGCAGCCACAGAACUGGCUUUAAUGUCUACAUUCCUUUUGGUAUUGCCAUCGAAAGGCUUGUAGGAGUGCAAAAAACACUGAAAAAGGAUCCCUGCAGAGACGGAUCUUUAUGGUAAAUAGUAACAUGUUUUGUUUUAAUGUUCUUUCACCGAGAGAACACAUGAAAAAGAGGUAGAUGGGUCAUUUUUACCCUGCAUUAACAGCUGUUUGGGCAUUUUUGGAUGUAGGUGUACUGGGAGUCGAUACAGACCACCACAUCUGCAGUAGUCCUUGCAAAAGCAAAAAGCAUACCAAACUUACAUCCAACCAGCCUCUCUUGUAUUCAUAACAAUUCCAGCUCUUUUAAGUCCUGGAUCUUUUGGUUCAGCUCAGUAAUAAGCGUCCAGCUUCCAUAAGGUAACCAUUUGGCUUUAUUAUGUAUAUUCAACAAUAAUAACAAUGGAUAAAAGAACCAGCUCUCAAACAAGACCCGGCACCAGUCAUUCACAUAAAAAUGCCGCCUCUUUAAACCGACUUGAUCGGCUGUAUUUCAUCAGUAACUUCAUUUUUGUUCCGCUGACCAGCUUUGUUUGGGGUUAUGGGACUUCUGGCUCCUUUUAGGGAUCCAGCUUGGCUCAGCUCAGCCAUAAGAGCUUUCAGUUUCCAAAUGGCUCUCGAUUUGGAACCAAUUUUCCUUUUAAUGUCUUUAAAACAACAAAAAUGGAAAGCAGAGAAAACUGCCACUUAAACGAGAGCUGGCUCCCGUCUUUAACAAACAGAGUCAUUAAUUCUUAAAACCACAUCACAGUUACUACGUAACCUGUCGUCUUGAAUUGUCAUUUUUAAACCCGUAAAGCCUCAAACCUCAGAUAAUACCAAGAAAUGUCUCCUUUUUUGGAACUGAGAUGUUUAUUAAACCUUCUGACAAAAUCCCCAAAAAGAAAAAUUGUAGUGAAAUUUCACAUAUAUUUUUUUAGCACAUUGGCCUUUUUUGAAAACUGAUAAUCUGCUGGUGAGCAUAUUUAUUUGUUUUAUCAGAUUGAAUAGAAAGGUGUUUAAGGAAAUUACUGACCAUAUUGAUUGGAUGGAGGUCUCAAAAUCACAUGUCAAACAUGAUGCCAUUGGCUUUAAAGCGUUAAUUUACCAAUUAUCCCUCAAGGUUACAGGACUGCUUUUUGAAAUAACUUAAUAUUUUACAAAAAUAAGAGUUUUCCUUUUUGAAAAUGCUGUGGCAGUGUUGUAAACUUAAAGGCCUUUCUGCAGGCAUUUUUAUAAACCUUUAAUACAAACAUGAUUGCAGCCUUUUAUGCCACUCUGCAAUUGCACCAUUUAACAUUAUGACUGCAAUUAGAUUAAUUGAGCAGCACUCCUUCUCAUUCAGCUUCUAUCGAGUUAAAUUUAACACUGUAAAAGGGCCUAUAUUGGUCCACACCACAUGGAGCAAUGCCUGCAAGCUAGUUCAGACAGGCAACUCAAGUAUGAUGGUAAACUCAAAAUCCAACCAUGACAAACAUUCUAACCUGUCGUCUUGAACUGAGUUAUGAUUUUAAUCUAUACGUUACCCCUCAAAGUUUAUUUGCAAAAAACUUGACCACUGUUUCUACUUUAAGCUAAAAUGAGGGAGAAAAGCAGUUAAAGAGGUGCAACUUAAAGAGGCUAGUCUAUUAGCCUGUGGUUAACUCACUGUGAUUCAGCAGUGGCUUCAUUGCACACAGCAUGCAGGGAUACCUAGCCCCAUAAACAUCAAUGUCACUAAACCUUAAUAAACUAUGGGAAAGCCUAAAAGUCAAAGAAAUUAUAUAUGGACUGACGUUUGCAUACAAGGCAAGUCAGUGAGUUCACUUAGAGUGGAUACACAUGCUAUGUGGUGUCAACUUGGUAUUCAUGCACAAAAUGGAAGUUUUUGCAAAGUAUAAAUGACCCCAAAACACACCAAACUCUACAGACGGAUAGUAUUACACUCUGCUAAUCCCAGGAGUUUCUUUCUUCGAACCCAUCUUUCAAAACUCCAAAAAACACACCAAAACUAAAUGUGGUACCCAUAAAAUCAUAAAUAUGUUAUGAUGCAUGUAAUAGAGAACCAGAAUAAGCUGCAAGUGCAGCACACUUGCUACUAAGACUCAGUCCCAAUCUCUGUUUGACAGAAGUGCCCCAGUACUUUACCCUAUCACUUAGCUUUGUCUCAAUUCACCCCUUGACCCUGUACCUACAUUUUGUCAUCAACAUAGAUGGUGAUUAAAUAACAAAGUGACAAAGUAAAACAUAGAAAAAAAAAACAUAAACAGGGUGCCAGGGAGCUGUUAUCAUUGUUCACUAUCAGUGGAGUCAGUCAGUAAAUGAAACUCUUGCCAAAGCAGGAUGGUAGAAGAGCAAAGAAAGCUUUCUGUGGGGUUCUUUGAACAAAGAAAUACUAUAGCUACAUCCAUUCUGAUCUUUUCACCUUUAUUUAAACUAAACCACACUUACAGUUACCAUUUCUUUCUUCUCAAAUGCUUUUGAUUUGUCUGGUCUUGCCUGACCACAAAAAAGUGUAUCAGCUUGAACCUUUCCAGAAAGGAUCCACCUGAUGAAAGACGUGGACUAUGGCCUUUCCAUUCAUUGGCUUUGCAAGGUUAGGAAAACGGGGGCCAUGAAUGCAAGUUCAAGUUACAGCAUGGUAAUUUUUAUGAAGUUUAAUGGUCAAAUGAGCCGACAAGCCAGCUGUCAAAUAUGUUUGAUUGACAUAAAUAUGAGUUGUUGAAUGUAUUGGUCAUAAAAUAAACCACCAUAAUUCAAUCAGCACAUUCAUAAAACGCCCAGAUGACACACAUGAAAGGGAAUUUGUUGAAAUAACUGGACUGAGAUGCUGCACAAGUCUUUGCACUUUGCAAACUUUACAUGCCUUCUCCGUCUCUGCAGUUAGUGCACACAAAAUUUGCCAUUUUUUCCACUCUUGACUUCAAAAUAAGACACGUUACAGUGCUCUUUAAAAUGUCAAACUAUUUGUUUCAAAUUAUGGCUUCUCAAAACCUUCAUAAAAUUACUUCACUGAAGAAAAACAUUGAAUAACAACAGUUUCCACCUGCCAAAGAAACGUCCAAAAGAGAAGAUUGCCCACUUCUUAUUCAUGUUAACUGCAAACUCCAAUUCCGGUCCUCUUUGUUUAAAUGAAUCCCCUUAACGUCCGUGAGUUAAUGUGUUAAUGAUUUAUUGAUGCAUCCACAGCGUCAGCGUGCCCUGAUCAUGUGUAAUGAACUAGAGCUGCCUUGGUUGUCCUCUCCUUCUGUCUGUAUGUGAUGGUUUUGGAAGUGGUCCGCAUGAUGUGAAAUAACAAGUGACAUCUCUGCUGACAAGCUGCCAUCAAUAAUGUAGAGUCUGUAGGCGGACAACAAAGACAAUUCACCACACAAGCAAACGCACCUGCCAGCGGAGGAAUAAAAGGAACGAACUGAGCCGACGGGAUAUAAACAGCACAUCAGACGGGACGCUCGGCUGUGAAAGAGACGUUUUUCUCCUUCUGUCCUGAUCAUUGAAGUUUGGACGGGGCUGUGUGGUGUAAACAGGAAAUAAAAACAAGAGUAAAAUCCAGGAUUCAACAGCCUUUAUUUUGAAUGACCCUCUGGUAAAACUUGGAAAAGAAAAAAGGAGGAACAAAAAGUUCAAACAGUACUUUAACAAGUAGAGAGUCAUUAGACGGACAUGAACAGAGACCUGGAUAUUUAUUUUAAUGCACGGAAAACCACUUUUUUUUUUUCUCUGUACUAGGCACCAGAAAAUGUAAACACAUUGGAAAUAAACCUGGAGGACUUUAGAGUUAAUGAAUGUGUUUCUGUGUCAUUUAUCAUGUUUGUAAGUGCUACAGUUAUUGCAUGGCAGAGAGACCCUGUGACUACGGAUGUGAGGCUCUGCUCCAGCACUCGGCAGUGUGAUCUGAGUCUGGGGGCUUGUAUGUGCAGUUGUUCAAUGCUCCUUUGUUUCCUCUGCAAACUCAUCAAAUACAGCAGGGAGGUCAGUGGCUAGAUAAUUUGCAAUAUGAUGCUGUAGUUACUGCUCUAGCGUCAUUUCUUAACCCUGUCUUCUUUUUGUCAUGAUGUGUUUUGUAAGUGUGUUGAUGCAGUAGGAGAACGUUACCAUCAUCUAUCAGUUCAGGGGUUUAUCACUGUAUGAAAACAAGUCAUUAUUCACCAUUUUCUAGCAGCUGACCACAUUUUAGGAUGUCUGUACCAGGACAGAGCAACAUUUUUAUCAUUGUAUGAAAUUUAUGCUGUACCAGUAUAUAAGAUGCAGUCUGAUUUGGUGGUCUCCCAGAGAAAUAGAAAAGGUUGAAACUGUCUUCCUGUCAGUUUGCAAAGUCCACCAUGUGCAGCUUCUGAGCAUCUCUGUGGAGUUUGCACUCUUGCUAGCAAAAGGUAUGAUAGUUGAACUAUCAGCCUUUAGUGAUAGUUGUGAAGUACAGACGCAGAAGUUAGUCUACCCACCUGUAUCUGUCUUUAAUAGAUUAGUCUUUUCAAGCAAACAGACACUUAAUUAGAUCUAUCUACUCAUUAGUAAUCACCAUUUCUUGGUAUCAAAAGGUGACACAGCCAGCCUGGACAGUACCCAUGUAACCUGACAUACUACAUCAAUGACUGAAUGAAUGAGGCCAAAUUCAUCAUCAUGUCAGGGCUUGUGUAAAGUUAGAUUUGACAACAACAGUUGUGUGUCAUGUAGGUGCUGUUGCACUGGUAUAGAGGUCUUUUUAGAUUUUAAAAAUGUGCCUAAAAACCUGAGUAUCAAGAAAAGAUUUUAAAAUAUUCUAAGUACACAUUUUUGUCUGACAUGUAAAGGCAGCUAGAUGGCUAUGCAUUCACUUGUUUUCAUUUAUUUUAGACUCUCUGUCCAAGAUGAAAGCUGUGUCCCAAUCCAGGGGCUGCAUCCUUUGGAUGGCACAUCUGAAGACUAAAUAGAAGGUAUGCAAGUGAUGUCGCAGUCAGUGCGAGUCUCUGCAGUUCCAGCUGCUGAGUAGCAGAAAGUUUAUAGUGGUAACAGAAUCAGUCAGAAGUAUAAAGCAAACAGUGUUUUUUUCAGCUGAAAGUUCAGUCUUUCUAAUAACUACAUGUUGAUGAUGUUCACUACAGUCAGUACAGAACCUCAGCUGAUGGAAUGUGUUUAUAAAAAUGUGUGGAGGUGUAAUGGUAGCCUUUACAUAAAGAUAGAAGAUAAAAUUGCACUGUUACAGUAGCUACAACAGAUACUGAUGAAAAUAACCUAAACCUCACUGUGUUCUCCCUCCUCUUACCUUAAAGGUAAAUUACAUUUUCUUUUAUGCACCUGAUAUCUAAAGGGACAAGGCAUCUAAUGACAACAGAUUAUUUUAUAGCAGCAAAUUAAAAACGAUUAAAAUGACUGGUUUUACAGGGAAUGACUAAAUAAACUGUCAAGUCUAUGGAUAUUUAUCACCUUGGUAAAUUGACCUGAUAUCUAUUUGGUAACUACUGAAGUUAUGUCCGUGAAUGCUUCCUGCAGUGAACGUACUCAACAUCAUAUCAGUUUACACAAUAUAUACAAUAUACAAUAAUACGGAAAGUGAUAGCUGUACCAUGUAUAAAAUCAGGUCCAUAAAAGUGUCAGGAAACUUGAUUUAUGAACACAUAUCGAUGUCAACAGUCCACUACAUCUUGAGGAAAAAGUCUAGAUUUCUGUUUAAUCUAAAUAUCCCUGUUUUUCUCUUGUUUUCACCCAUUACCCAUGAAGCAGAUGGCUGUGUUUUUCCUCUCAGCAUGGCUGAGUGGUUGUGUCUGAAAGUGAUGUCAGUGCAUACCCUCUAUAUACAUGACAGCACAUGUUAAAGCUGGGUCAUUUCAAAUGCUUCUUCAAAAGCAUCUUUCUUCCACUGACCAGUGAUUGACCCAUCAAUUCAAUUGAACUGGCAUACUCUGAAGUGGCCAUGUAUUACGGUUAAUAGAAUGAGUAAUGAGUUUUUAACUAAGCAGACAAAACUACCAAUAUUAAUAUUCAAGAGACCAGAAAAGUUGUAAAUAUCUCUGAAACAAGAGGUUAAGUAACAAGACAUAAACAAGCAGCAAACUCUGUGAAGUACCAAAAAGUGCAAUUCCUUGCAUGUCCACUAGAGACUGGCUGCAAAAGCACCAGAAGUCCCAUACACAUCUAUGUUAAAAUGACAACAUUUAAAUAAGUAAACAUGUUUACAGCAUGGUCUAAAAAUGAUUUUGGUUGAAAUAUUUCAAGUCUUUUUGGGUGCAUACUGUAUGAGAGUUUAAUAUUUUUACAACUUGUCCAUGUUGGUUUAAUUGAUGAUGUUGAUUUCAUAUUUUUAGGGGCUGAUAUGACUGCAAGCAGAGAUGGUGUAGCUGUUUACUAAGGUAACACCUGCUUCAUUGUCUUUUAUUCUGUUACUAGGUGGAUCUGAAGUUGAGACAGGGGUUUCAAUAUAGUGGCAGCUUGUACUCCAAAACCUCCUUCAGGAACCACACAACAGCCCUGACUAGGGCUUAGGCUAGCAUUUUCUAAGGUCUUGGUUACGUUGGCUAGUUCCACUGCAUGUUAAGAGUGCUAGAUGAUAGGAGUCACUUAAACCUGAAGCUCCAUUAGAAUUUCAGCAAAUUGUCUUGACCAUGUCUGCAUAUCUAAACCCAUUAUUUCUUUAUAUCAAAACCCUUUUAGUUCAGUGCUUUUUAAAUACCACUAACCUGGCUCCUGAUAUUUGACAGUAUACCUGAUGCUGUAUGUUAAUUAUUGCUACAUGGACAUCUGACACUUGAGCCGUACCUAUACAGUCAUAUUUUGAAGCUGAGGGCCUCUGCUGCUGUAUUUGACGUGAAUAUGUAGGUUUGUACAGUAUGGUCAUUAAUGCAUGGCUCCAAUGCUCUGACCAGGACUGGACAGUGGUGAUGGGACCCAUCCACAGUUUUCAUACAGGUCCUUUCUGUAUUAACACUGUCCAAUCCCGUGCCCCGUCCAGCCCUCUGAUUGGUCAUCCAGGUUUAUUUGCUUCAUACUAACUGUGCUUCUCUUGUACUGCACACAACAAAACACCACAAUAAAGAUGGCGGAUGGCAGAACACACGGUGUCAGGGGUCAUACAUGAAGGGAACAACAUCGUGGGUGUCACAUUGGUCCAGUUUGACAAAAAUAAAAACACUGUGGAUUUUUAAGCCCUGCAGUGGGAUGUGAAGUAACAGUUCACAUAUCUCUGCUGUUCCUCUGAAACCACAACGCAGCCAGAGAUGCACAACCUGCUCUGCUAUUUAAAGUGCAGAAAAGACAAACCGCUGUGAUUCCAGUCGAGCUUUAAUUUGCCUCAGGGAGCGCUGGGGAAACGGCUCAUUUGAAAAACAAGGAACAUCUUAACUGGGUCGGAGCACAGUUUCCAGCGAAGCCAGCGUGUUUGGGUUUAAAGACAUCAAAACAGCACAGCACGGUUUCCAAAGACACCCAGGGGACCCGGGGCCGCCCAGCAAUUACUGAGGCUUAAAGGGAAUUCAUGACAUUUGAGAUUGGGGAUAUUUUUAACCAGCCAGCAGGAUUAGAAACACAGUCGGACCUAUAUCUUGAGCUGCUGAAACAAGAGCUGAUACUGAGCUACUAAACUGGCUGUAAAGUCAGAGCCAAUGUCACUAAUAUACAUUAGGGUUUUUUUCAAGGCUAUGGCACCUUAAUGCAAAUAUGUCUACUUCCAAUCAGAGCUAGACAAUAAUAUUACUAUUCAAAGAUUUUGUUUUAUAAUAUCUACAAAUGGUCACAAAGAUAAGUGGCUGUUUUUUGCACAAGUGUGUUGCAUUCACUUGAAAAAAAUAAAACCUCUGUUUUUCUGAAUUAAUGAGAUAGUUACCGCUGAGUUAGGAGAAAUUUAUGACAAAGAUUAAAACCUCUCUGUGUUCUCCAACAAAAUUACUGUGAUGGUU